AUGUCAAUCCUGAGCCUCCCAAACGAGCUACUUCAAAGCAUUUUUGAUUCUCUCGAGUCGGAGACAGAGAUCAACGCCCUUAUCUGCACGCACCCAUAUAUCUAUCAUCAUUUCAACCCGUUUCUGUACACUCACAAUGUGGCUGAAUCCUCAAGUUCAGCCAUCAUAUGGGCCGUGACACGUGGACGGCCGGACACAUUGCAGAAAAUGAUCCAGCAGGGCGGCAACAUCGAAGUCCGUGAUGCCACUCACGAUCAGACACCGCUGGCAAUCGCCAUAGAAAAAGGAUAUAUCGCGAUUGCACAUCAACUCCUCGAUCAUGGGGCCGACGUCUCUGCCAAAAACCGAUAUCGCCAAACGCCUUUGUUCGAAGCCGCGCUACUGGGCGAUGAAGGCUUGGCACGCAGGUUGGUCGAGUUGGGUGCCGACGUAGACCCCACCGAUAUCGACAUGGAAUCACCGCUCCACAGCGCUUUGUACAGGAAACACGAUCGGAUCGUUGAGUUUCUGCUGGAGAAAGGUGCUGACCCGAACCGAAGAGACGACAGCGGUGUAAACACACCCUUGCACAUUGCCAUUCGGAAUUUCAACAUAACCAACAUUCGGCUUCUUUUAAAAUACCGUGCGGAUCCUGGAAUGCGGUAUUCGGAUUUACCUCCUGGUUUUAUGCAGCCGAUUCAUUUGGCAGUGCUCAAAGGUCACGAUUCUGCUGUUCAACUUUUAUUGGAGAUGGGGGCCGAUCGCGCAUGGAGGGAUGCUUCGGGUCAGACACUGAUGGACAUUGCAGAACGGGCGGGGUUUGGGGAACUGAUGAGACCAUUACUGGAAUAA
Messenger RNA from Penicillium brevicompactum, 831 nucleotides. RefSeq names its product ankyrin repeat domain-containing protein. Lineage: Eukaryota; Fungi; Ascomycota; Eurotiomycetes; Eurotiales; Aspergillaceae. The record is from RefSeq and is a predicted model, not a curated record. Bases 1 to 831 code for a protein of 276 amino acids. The transcript has a single exon. Gene Ontology annotation, molecular function: protein binding.